Mirounga angustirostris (Northern elephant seal) is the source of this 529-nucleotide messenger RNA. It is a transcript of the gene AAMDC, whose product is annotated as adipogenesis associated Mth938 domain containing. The record is from RefSeq and is a predicted model, not a curated record. Gene Ontology annotation, biological process: positive regulation of fat cell differentiation. Gene Ontology annotation, cellular component: cytoplasm. NCBI's taxonomy places the organism in Eukaryota, Metazoa, Chordata, Mammalia, Carnivora, Phocidae. The transcript has 4 exons. Bases 126 to 494 code for a protein of 122 amino acids.
GGGGCGAGUGGGGGGAGCGCCCAGCAGAGAGGGCCAUAAAGAACCAAGGUGAGAGGUAAAGCGCGGAGCCGUUUGGGAUCGCAGCUCUCCUGAAGAGAGGACGUUGGAGUUCAGUUAAGUUCCUUAUGUCCUCCCCUGAAAUUGCUUCCCUAUCAUGGGGGCAAAUGAAAGUACAAGGCUCUACUAAAACCUAUAAGGACUGCAAAGUGUGGCCAGGGGGAAGUCGGGUUUGGGAUUGGAGAGAAACAGGAACUGAGCAUUCUCCUGGUGUGCAGCCUGCAGAUGUGGAGGAAGUUGUCAAGAAGGGUGUACAGACCCUUGUGAUUGGCCGAGGGAUGAGUGAGGCCUUGAAGGUGCCUCCAUCCACUGUGGAGUACCUCGAGAAACAAGGCAUUGAUGUGCGGGUCCUCCAGACAGAGCAGGCAGUGAAGGAGUAUAAUGCCUUGGCUGCCCAAGGCAUCAGAGUGGGAGGGGUCUUCCAUUCCACAUGCUGAUGGAGCCUUAAGGAGAAUAAAUCACUAAGCAACAA